This is a messenger RNA of Heterocephalus glaber (naked mole-rat), 3897 nucleotides long. RefSeq names its product RAB11 family interacting protein 1 (gene Rab11fip1). Gene Ontology annotation, cellular component: intracellular membrane-bounded organelle. NCBI's taxonomy places the organism in Eukaryota, Metazoa, Chordata, Mammalia, Rodentia, Bathyergidae. Gene Ontology annotation, molecular function: small GTPase binding. Gene Ontology annotation, biological process: regulated exocytosis. The record is from RefSeq and is a predicted model, not a curated record.
AUGUCGCUGGCAGCCUCUGCAGGCCGGGGCCUGGGGGCUGUGUGGUCCCCAACUCACGUGCAGGUGACUGUGCUACAGGCGCGGGGCCUCCGGGCCAAGGGUCCCGGGGGCACGAGCGACGCGUACGCGGUGAUCCAGGUAGGCAAGGAGAAGUACGCCACCUCGGUGUCCGAGCGUAGCCUGGGUGCGCCGGUGUGGCGGGAGGAGGCCACUUUCGAGCUGCCCCCGCUGCUCUCCUCCGAGGCCGUGCCCGCGGCCGCCGCCACUCUGCAGCUCACCGUGCUGCACCGCGCACUGCUCGGCCUCGACAAGUUCCUGGGCCGCGCUGAGGUGGACCUGCGGGAGCUGCACCGGGACCAGGGCCGCAGAAAGACGCAGUGGUACGCCUUGAAAUCCAAACCAGGAAAGAAGGAAAAAGAGCGGGGAGAAAUUAAGGUCGACAUCCAGUUUAUGAGAAACAACAUGACAGCCAGCAUGUUCGACCUGUCCAUGAAGGACAAGUCCCGAAAUCCAUUUGGAAAACUGAAGGACAAGAUCAAGGGGAAGCACAAGGACAGCGCAUCAGACACUGCCUCUGCCAUCGUCCCUAGCUCAACACCCUCAGUUGACAGUGACGACGAGUCUUUCUCAAAAGACAAGAAAAAGAAAUCAAAGGUCAAGACCUUGUUUUCCAAGUCAAAUUUACAGAAAACACCGCUUUCCCAGUCCAUGUCUGUCCUGCCCAUUUCAAAGUCAGAUAGAGUGCUGCUCCGACCUGGAGACUUCCGGUCCCAGUGGGAGGAUGACGACCAGGAGGAUGAGUCCUCCUCCUCUGCCUCAGACAUCAUGUCCCACAAGAGAACAGUGAGUAUGGACCCUAAGCAGCUGAACCAGAUCAACUUCAGCCUUCCCAAGAAGGAAGGACUCUCCUUUCUUGGGGGCCUGCGAUCCAAGAACGACACCCUUUCCCGCUCUAACGUCUGCAUCAACGGGAACCAUGUUUACGUGGAGCAACCGGAGGCCAGGACUGAGACCAAGGACAGCAGUCCAGCCUCCUCUCCGUCACCCCAGGGCUUCAGGAAGAAGCACUUGUUCUCCUCCUCCGAAAACCUGGCUGCCCGGGCUUGCAAGGAGCCUGGGGAGGGUGGUGCCCUGUCUUCUGACACCUCCACCAGGGACUCUCUGAAGUCCAUGUCCCUGCCAUCUUACCGACCACCAGCCAGCGGGGACACUAGGGAAGGCACAGCUCCAGUGAACUUGGAGGCUGUGAAAGAAACCAAGGACAGCAAGAAGCAGGAGGGAAAGAGGUCCUCUUUGCUUUCUCUGGUGACAGGAAAGAAGGAUGUGGUUAAGGGCAGUGAAGGCGCGCGCACCACUGCCGUCCCAGGGAAGGAGAAGGAAGGCGUGCUUUCAGAAACUCGGCCGCCAGAGGAAGUCUUCGUGAGAGGGUCUGAGAAAGACGUUGUGGCCUACACCUCCCGACAGGGUCACUCUUUGAAUCCCUUUGAAGACGUGCCGAUCUCAGAACCGGAAGCUGGACCUGAGUCCAAGUCCAACCCAAAGCCACCUGCUCCCUCUGCAAGGACUCCCCAGACCAAAGCUGUCAAGCCUCGACUGGAAGUGUCUUCAGAGGCUCAACCCAAAGCCAGGCUUCCUUCCUCCCCUGACUCUUCUGUCUUUUUUUCUACUAUUCCUUCCAGUUCUGGUCAGGCACCUGGCCCUUCCGAAUUGGGGCAUGGUUCAGAGUCCCAGUCCUCUGAAAGUCCUUCUGUCUUCUCUUCUUUCCCAUCUCCCAUAGCAGCUCCCAUUUCCACAUCCACCCCAGUUGGACACUGGCCCUCCUCAGGCCAGGGCCAGGCCAGUUUGCUCCUCCAAGCAGACUUGCAAAAGGAGAGUUUAACACCAGUCCCAAACACUGGUUCUUCUGCCCUGGGACCACUUUUCAAACAACCCCCCACCCCAGUAUGGAAAGGGACAGGAAGUCCUUCGAGGGAGAAUGCUGACUGGACAGAGCCAGGAAGCUCUCUCCUGGAGCAGCCUGGGGUGGGGCAGCGAGAAGAAGUACUUCUGGAUGCUCCCUCCCCAAAACAAGGCUGCACCCUGUCAGCUGGAGACACCCCUGAGGAGCUGUCUGCAGUCUCACUGGGUGGUGGCAGAAUUGUAGACCCCACUGGGAAGCUGCCCAUGGAGGGACAUGCAGACCUGGAGAGUCAUCCUAGGCCUUCUGCGCAGAGCAGAGUUACGGGUGCCAGAAUGUCUUCCACAGUCAAAGAAGUAGCAGUGCCUCUUCCAGCAGAUGAAUUGGCACCCCUACCUGAUUCCUUGAUGCAGAAACAGGAAGAGAUGAACCUGAAUGGUGGCCAGGGCCAAAAGAAAGGCAAGAAGCGUGUGUCAUUUUCUGAGCAGCCCUUUACAGAAGAGGUGGAGAAACCCACUGGACUGGGGGAAGAUGACAAAAAUCACCCCCAGGAGCUGACUCUUGAAGGUGCCACUAUGGAAGGCGCGUCUGGUACAGACCCUGCUGGCUGUCUCCACUCAGAAGAUGCAGAGAGGGAGCGUAUUACUGUGCCAGCUGCCAUAGAAGGUGGUUCCGUGGUCCCCUCUCAUGCGGAGAGUUCCUCAGGAGGCCUCAGGAGUAAAGUGAGCUUGGCGAAGCACACCCCACUCUUCAGGAUCGAGGGCAUUGAUACAUUCACGUCUCAGUACCAAAGCAAGGCUAGUGAUCACGAAGGCUCACAGUCCGAUCCCUUGAGUGUCUUUCCCUCUGCCUCAGAGAUGACACCUCCCAUGGUGGCCGAUCUGAACUUGACCCUUCCCUCCAUCCCUGAAGUGGCAUCAGACGAUGAAAGAGUAGAUCAGGUGGAGGAUGGGGGGAAGACAGCAGGCGCUUCAUCCUGGAGCACGUGGCCUCCCCAUCCCAAGCAGGCAGAGGGGCUGAGUGGAAGGACAGAUGGGGCAGUGCUUGCUGAGAGUCUGCAUGGCUUUAGCUCUCUGGUCUCUGCAGCAUCUCCUUCUGAGCAGAAGGCAGCUUUAGGAAUUGAUAAACCACAUCUUGUCAAGGGCACAAACAAGGAUGAACAGCUCCCAGGCCCUGGCGGUGAUGAGGAAGAGAAACCAAAGGCAGGCAGGAGUCCAGGUCACCCUCCUGGCCUGUCCCCUCACUCUCCUGUGCCCAGCCCCUCCCUUUCUGAGACCUUUCCUGCCACACACUCUUUCCCUAGUUCUCCACACGCUGACGCUCACCACACCAGUACAGCAGAAUCUCUCAAAAAAGCAACAGCAGAGGGCUCUACUGGUAAAGUUGAAAAUUUUGGCAAGAGGAAGCCGCUUCUUCAGGCCUGGGUCUCACCCUCAGAGACACAUCCAGUCUCAGCUCAGCCAGGCGCUGGAACUGGGGCAGCCAAGCACAGACUUCAACCUGUGAAGCCAAUGAACACAACAGCCACCAAAAUUUCUAACUCCAGCUUGGGAAUGGCCACCAUCAUCAGUGAGAAUGUGACCAGUGACGCCAUGAUAAAGAAGUACAGCCCCUCGGACCCUGCCUUCGCCUAUGCCCAGCUGACUCACGAGGAGCUGAUCCAGCUGGUCCUCAAACAGAAGGAAACCAUCAGCAAGAAGGAGUUUCAGGUGCGUGAGCUAGAGGACUACAUUGACAACCUGCUCGUCAGGGUCAUGGAAGAGACCCCCAACAUCCUCCGCAUCCCGGCUCCAGUUGGCAAAAAAGCAGGGAAGAUGUGACUAAAACACUGGGGUGCCUGUGUGACCAUUUCCACCUGCUCUGAGGUCAAGGACUUGCUGUGCUUGUCAUCCAGCCAACAGGCUCCAAAUCACCAUCUCUCCUGCAUGUUAUCUGUCAAAGAGUUAAUUCCACCAAUUGAAGCCCGGUUAAUUAUUACAAUGAAUCUUCUACUGUUCUUU